This is a messenger RNA of Erythranthe guttata (spotted monkey flower), 1076 nucleotides long. Its product is annotated as xyloglucan endotransglucosylase/hydrolase protein 15. Gene Ontology annotation, biological process: cell wall biogenesis; xyloglucan metabolic process. NCBI's taxonomy places the organism in Eukaryota, Viridiplantae, Streptophyta, Magnoliopsida, Lamiales, Phrymaceae. Gene Ontology annotation, cellular component: apoplast; cell wall. Gene Ontology annotation, molecular function: hydrolase activity, hydrolyzing O-glycosyl compounds; xyloglucan:xyloglucosyl transferase activity. The record is from RefSeq and is a predicted model, not a curated record.
ACGUACACUAGAAAAAACAAAAACAAUGGGAACUUGGGGGAUCUCAUUAUUCGUUUUAUUGGCCUGCUUGGUGGCUGCAGCCCCUUCCACCGCUAACUUCAUCAGAGACGCAGAGAUAACAUGGGGAGACGGCCGUGCUAAGAUAGUGGACGGUGGCCGUGGCCUGUCACUAUCACUAGACCAGUUCUCCGGCUCUGGUUUCCAGUCCAAGAAUGAGUACUUAUUCGGUAGAUUCGACAUGCAACUCAAACUCGUCCCUGACAACUCUGCUGGCACUGUCACCACAUUUUUCUUAUCAUCUCAAGGAGAAGGGCACGACGAAAUAGACUUUGAAUUCUUGGGUAACUCCACCGGCGAGCCGUACACAGUACACACCAACGUCUACGCGCAAGGCAAAGGAGACAAAGAACAACAAUUCAAGCUCUGGUUCGAUCCCACUGCCGCUUUCCACACCUACUCCAUCGUCUGGAACCCACAACGCAUCAUAUUCUUGGUGGACAACAGCCCCAUCAGAGUAUUCAACAACCACAAAGCCAGCGGAGUGCAAUUCCCCACGAGCCAGCCGAUGAGAGUGUACUGCAGCCUGUGGAACGCGGACGAUUGGGCAACGCAAGGCGGGCGGGUCAAGACUGAUUGGGCCAAAGCUCCGUUUGUCGCAAAUUACAGGAAUUUCAAGAUCGAAUCUUGCGCGGCAGGUACACCGUGUGCUUCUCAUGAGCUGGAUUCAAAUGGCAGAAACAGAUUGAGAUGGGUCCAGCAGAAACACAUGUUGUACAACUACUGCGCCGAUGCUACCAGGUUUCCUCUCGGAACUUCCAUUGAGUGCAAGCGCUCCAGGUUCUGAUAUAUAGUGAUCGAUCCGGCAUAUCUCAAAUCAUUAUUCUUUUAAUUCUUUCUUCAUAUAUUCAAUAAUGAUGUUGAGGCUAUGCAUGUGGGUUCUGUUUUGGUUUCUAUAUUCUAAUUAUUUUUGGUUUUGUUUUUAUUCAAUGUAAAUGUCCUUAAUAAAAUAUAUUGUUUCUAAAAUUGCUCGUAUCUAUGUUAUACAAUGGAGAGGUAUGUAAUUAAUUUGUUAUCGU